This is a messenger RNA of Harmonia axyridis, 1558 nucleotides long. RefSeq lists its product as uncharacterized. Gene Ontology annotation, molecular function: DNA binding. The coding region runs from base 256 to 1398 and encodes 380 amino acids. The record is from RefSeq and is a predicted model, not a curated record. The transcript has 2 exons. NCBI's taxonomy places the organism in Eukaryota, Metazoa, Arthropoda, Insecta, Coleoptera, Coccinellidae. Gene Ontology annotation, biological process: DNA recombination; DNA integration.
AUGGCCCGACCGCAGGGAGGGCCAUAAUUUACCUGAAGGAUUAAAUGUACUUCAGUCGCAAGGUAUAUACGAUACUUUUCGUACUUCCGGUAUGAUUUUAUUAAUUAUUUCAAUAAUUUCAAUCAGUUUUUUCUCUCUUCAACUCAUUUAAUAAACUGUCUUUAAAAUAAGUUACCAUAGUAACAUUGCGUUGUGACAAUUAUAAUUUAGAAACAUUGUCAUUACUAGUGUCAUUGUAAAGAAACAUUGUUAUUGAUGAUUAUUGGUAUCAUGAGUGAAGAAGGUGUAUCUGAUAUUGAUAAAAGAGCAGCCGAAGUAGGUGAAGAAUUGUUACCACCGAAAUCUAGAAAACUAUACGAGCAGCAGUACGAUGCUUUUAAAAAGUGGUGCCGCUUAAAAAAUGUGAGACAACCUACUGAAAAUGCGCUGUUAGUCUACUUCAAUGAUAAAUCAAAAGCGGUUUGUGCCUCAACUCUCUGGGCACAUUACUCAAUGCUGAAAUCGGUUAUUAACAUUAGAGAAGAUAUUGAUAUAAGUAAAUUUCCAAAAUUAUUAGCUUUUUUGAAGAGAAGAAAUGAGGGAUUUAAGCCAAAGAAGUCAAGAAUUCUCACGUCUGAGCAGGUAGAUCAGUUCUUACGGGAGGCUCCGGAUGAUAAAUAUUUAAUGCUUAAGGUUGCACUUAUUUUGGGCGUUGCGGGAGCUUGUCGUGGAAAAGAGUUGGUUGAUUUAGAAAUCGACGAUGUGAGAGAUUUGGGCGAUUCCUUCCUAAUUGCGGUUAGAAACACCAAAAAUAAAAUUGACCGAAAUUUUGUGAUCAAAAAUUCAGAAAACAGUGCCAUCAGUUUUUUGGCGAUAUUUCGAAAAUAUGUUGCAUUGCGAAAGACAGGGACACCUCAUUCAAAAUUUUUUGUUCAAUACAUCAACAAAGAAUGUACUACGCGAGUAGUAGGAAAAAACAUGUUUGGUACAUUUCCACGGCAAAUAGCAGCUUUCUUGAAAUUAGAAAAUGCGACGUCUUAUACGGGACAUUGUUUUAGACGCACAUCUGCGUCUUUGUUAGCUGAUUCGGGAGCAACAAUAGACGUGCUGAAGAGACAUGGAGGAUGGAAAUCCUCCAACGUGGCCGAGGGAUAUAUUGAAUCGUCUAUUAAAAAUAAACAAAAAAUUUCAGAUAAAAUAUUUGGUCAAGUCGCCGAUUCGUCCACUAUAGUUAUGUCACAGUCCUCAUUCUCGCUUCCUGUUUCCGCAGGAUCUUCGAAACAAACACCAGUUCAAUAUGAAAAGGACCUAUCUGUUACUCGUCAGUUACCUGGUGCAUUAACCCAGGAAAGACUGGUCAAUAUGACGAACUGUCACAAUAUUAAUUUGAAUAUUAACGUUAAUUACCAUUCUAAUUAAUUAUAUUUUUCGAUAAAAUAUCCCUUAAAUUCGUUUGUUUGUGAUUUAAUCGUUCCGGGAGUUUCGUCAAUAUUUAAUCCCGGAGGGAUUAAAUGUGACACUUUAGUACCUGUCACAAGGGAGUGAAGUUGUCACUUUAGGCCCGGAAGUACGAAAAAAU